AUGAAGUUUGAAGUAAACCAUUUACUACAGACAUAUGGAGAAGAUAUUGAUGAUCAAGUGAAAGGUAUGACACAGGAAAGAUUUGUGUCAUGUAUGAAGGAGAAACUGGCAUCACAAGAUGAGGAUGAGGAGAUAAGACACACCUUCAUGGCUUUUGAUAUACAGUGUCGUGGUUUUCUCACUUUAGAUGAUGUAAAGAAAGUCUUCAGCAAGGUAGCUCCUCAUGUACCAGAACAAACAGUUCAUUCUGCCUUCAGAGAGAUAGAUCAGGAUGGGGAUGGCAGAGUGAGCUACAAAGACUUUGAGUUUCUGAUGAAGUACAACACUGAUGACCAUAUCUAACUGGAAUCAUCCCAUAAUGUGAUAUGAGCAAUGAGUGGAGACAAACAUGCAUAUCUUACUUUUGUAUUGUUUUGGUGGCAAUUGGCAGAAAAGUACUAAGCUGAAUGUUGGUUUGCUACUAUAGGUUUUAGUGAUGAUACUGUGUAAUAUUAGGAAGUAAGGGUUAUGAAUAAGUGACUCUGUGCUUUUUAUUUGGACAUGAGAAUCCCAUGCAAACUAUAGCAUGUGCUGUAUAAAGUAUGUAAUAUAGAUACAGCGGUUCUACAAGAUGCAUGAGUUAUAUUGUAUUAUUUGAUAGAUAUCAUUUCAAUUCUACAAGUUUAAAGGAAAUGUUAUUGAGAAUUUCUUACAGAAAUGUUUCUUAUGUUUUAUUCAUAUUAGUGAAUAUGACUCCUGAAAACAUACAUAAACAUAUUGAAAAGACUAGACUUAAAGUAAUAUUAACCAUACACUGUAUUUUAUGAAUUGUUUCUGUUGAAUAAACAUCA
Messenger RNA from Mercenaria mercenaria, 830 nucleotides. Its product is annotated as EF-hand calcium-binding domain-containing protein 11-like. The coding region runs from base 1 to 342 and encodes 113 amino acids. The record is from RefSeq and is a predicted model, not a curated record. The transcript is spliced from 5 exons. Gene Ontology annotation, molecular function: calcium ion binding. NCBI's taxonomy places the organism in Eukaryota, Metazoa, Mollusca, Bivalvia, Venerida, Veneridae.